GGCAGGUUGCUUUUCUCCUUUGAUAAACGCAAUUGCAGGAAGUUCUCGAAACUCAACUUCAUCACCACCAUCAAGAAGACCUGAAUCGAAAACCGAUCAAUCCGGAUCUUGUAGAUGUGGAAUACUCACACCCAUGGAUUUCAAUCCUGAUCGAGAACCACCAGCUUAUUCAGCUUUAAGUUCAAGUUUACCAACGAAUGAUGAAUAUCUUUCAAUCAUUGAACAAUCAAUCGAUAAUCUUUCAAACGAUUUACGUACAUUCAGUUUAAAGAUGUUUGAGUAUGCAGAAACGGCUAUGAAAGAGUAUCAUACACACGAUCUUUUAGCCGAUUUUAUGUCACAACAAUCUGGUUGGAAAGUUACCAGACAUGCUUAUGGAAUGGAAACUGCUGUGGAAGCUGUCUUUAGUAGAGGUUCUGGUGGUCCCACAAUCGGGUUUAAUUCAGAGAUGGAUGCACUGCCACAAAUCGGUCAUGCAUGUGGCCAUCCUCUCAUUUGUAUCUCAGGAAUAGCUGCUGCGAUAGCUACUGCCACGGCUUUGACCAAAGCAUCUUUACCUGGUACAGUAAUUCUUUUGGGAACUCCAGCAGAAGAAGAUAUUGGUGGUAAACUCACCCUGAUCGAUAGGGGUGCGUAUAAGCCUAUGGACGCUUGUCUCAUGUUACAUCCUGCCCCUUUUGGUGGAUUGCUUGGUAUGUUUGCAAUCACAGAAGUCAUUGUGGAGUAUCACGGUAAAAAUGCCCAUGCGGCAGGUGCACCAUGGGAAGGGGUCAAUGCGCUUGAUGCAGCUGUAGCAGCUUAUACCAGUAUCUCAACUCUUCGACAACAAAUUCAUCCCACUCAUAGAGUUCAUGGUAUCAUUCAAGGAUCAGAACGAUGGACAGCCAAUGUGAUUCCUGACUACGCCUGUCUCAAGUAUGGGAUUCGAGCACCUACCAGCAAAGAAAUGCUAGAGCUCAAAGAACGUGUCUUCAACUGUUUCAAAGCUGCUGCACUCUCUACCGGUUGUACAUAUACUUUGAAGGAAGAAUUAGUAUACUAUGAUUUGAAGAAUAAUAGUCGUUUAGGAACUGAAUAUAAACAUUACAUGGAAUCGGUCAUGAAGAUUCCAGUUCCGUUGACGGGUCCAGUACUUGGAUCUACUGAUUUUGGAAAUGUAUCAUAUAAAGUACCAGCAAUCCAUCCGAUUUAUGAAAUCCCUACUAAACCCGGUGAAGGAAACCAUACACGUGGUUUCACCACUGCAGCAGCCACUGAAGAAGCACAUGAGCUUACUUUGAAAUCGGCUAAAGGAAUCGCUUUUACGGGUUGGAAAGUUUUAUCCAAUCCAUCCUUUUUGGCAGAUGUUCGUCGUGAAUUUAACUUGGAGAUUUGUAGAACUUAAUGGAUUGGAUUUCUUGAAUCGAGCUAGGUAUUAGUUUGUUGUUGUUUUAUCUUUUACUUUUAUGUUGUCUUCUUUCGUCUUUGGUAUACCUGAAUAUAUCAUAUGUCUCUUUUUAAAGCAUGAUCUGUAUCCUUAUAUGUUCUGGAGUAUUCAUGUGUUUGGGAAAGAAAUUCAAUGGGGCACAUCCGGUUCC
Messenger RNA from Melampsora larici-populina 98AG31, 1577 nucleotides. RefSeq names its product amidohydrolase. The transcript is spliced from 10 exons. Bases 134 to 1384 code for a protein of 416 amino acids. The record is from RefSeq and is a predicted model, not a curated record. NCBI's taxonomy places the organism in Eukaryota, Fungi, Basidiomycota, Pucciniomycetes, Pucciniales, Melampsoraceae. Gene Ontology annotation, molecular function: dipeptidase activity.